UAUAUGAGGAGGAAAAAAUCAUUGAAGUUUAAAGUUUAUUUAAUUUUUCAAGGCCACUUAAUACGAGAGUGAAACAGUUUAAUUUCGUAAUACGGUAAAAGUAUAUGAUAUAUUUAUAUAGAUAUAGACAAUAUACUGAAUUCUAUUCGUGAAUCAUAUAUAUCAAGAAAUGAGUACUUCAAAGUACGUCAAGCAUUAACCAAGUUGCCAAAAUGUCUAAUGUACAAUGUCAGUUAAAUAAUUGUGAGUGAAAAAAUAUAUAAAUUGAAUUCAAAUAAUGAAUUUUGGAUAAUUAAAUACGAGUGUAAUUAUUAUAAUUUAAUGUUGUCACUCAAACAUUCAGUUGUCAUUAACGUAAGACAGUUUGAUGUAACAAUUAAAGUACCGCGUGUACUUUACAAUACCUGGGACAAUCAGCUGAUCAAGAUUUAGUACUUAAAUAUUUAAUUAUUACAUUACUUGCCAGAGGAAAAAUAAAAAAAAUAAAUAUGAGGAUAAUAUUUGUAAGAAUCGGUGAAUUUUCACGCCGAUAUCCAAUAGUUCGAGGUAUGGCAUCGUAUACAGUUAUCUGGCCAACGGCAUGUUUGUUACAACAAAAAAUAUCGGGUAAAGAAAAAUUAGAUUACAUACAUGCACUGAGAUUUAGUCUUUACGGUGGAUUUUUUGUCGGUCCUACAUUAUUUGCUUGGCUUAAAAUCGCCACUUAUUUAUGGCCAAGACCAAACUUGAGGUCUGCAAUUACUAAGGCCCUGGUUGAACAAGUGACGUAUGGUCCGGCAGCAAUUUGCUGUUUUUUUUUUGGUAUUAAUUUAUUAGAAUUUAAACCCAUUUCUGAAUGUGUCGAAGAAGUCAAAAAUAAAUUUUUUCCUACAUGGAAGAUUGGAGUAUUUGUAUGGCCGAUAUUACAGACAAUAAAUUACGUCUUCAUUCCCGAACGUAAUCGUGUCGUGUACGUAAGUUUUUGCAGUUUAGGAUGGACAUCUCUGUUAUCGUACGUCAAAUCACUAGAAGCUAGUCAGUUAAAAAGUGGAAAAGUAUUAAUGAAAGAACCUGAAGUUAUUUCUACGUCACCAGUUAGUACCAAUAAUUUAAAUUCUACAAAUAACAAAAGCACUGAAAGUACGAGCACUAAAAGUACCUCGAAAAAAGCUUUAUCUUAAUGAAAGUAAAUCACUAGCUGCCGAUUACUAGAUAAUUUGUAUAAUAAAUUUAUUUUUUAACUUAAUUAUUAAUUAUUUAUUGUUUAUUAAUUUAAUGUAAAUAUUGAUAGAUAAAAUUAUUAUUUCAGUA
This is a messenger RNA of Microplitis mediator, 1290 nucleotides long. RefSeq lists its product as uncharacterized. The record is from RefSeq and is a predicted model, not a curated record. Lineage: Eukaryota; Metazoa; Arthropoda; Insecta; Hymenoptera; Braconidae. The transcript has 4 exons. Gene Ontology annotation, cellular component: membrane; cytoplasm. Bases 489 to 1160 code for a protein of 223 amino acids.